AUGUUUGACUGUUCGAGUGGUGAUGAUGAUGAUGAUGAUAACGAUGAUGACGAAGAUGGCGAUGAUGGCGAUGAUGAUGACGACACGGGCCCGGCUACAGUCAACUACACGCUUCCAGUGACAGCCUUGCCAGUUGGCUUCAAUUUCUCAGAGAGGUACGACUUUGCGAUUUCACUUCGAGAAACACAAUACGCUACGGAGAACUUCACCUACAGCAACAGCCUAGCCAGGUCAUACCGAUUCUUGAUAGUCAACAAUGCCACCGCUGUCACCGUCAUGGUAGGCUCUGAGGAUGAGGAUGAAGCAGCAUCAUCUGAACUGAGCACCGGAGCGAAAGCUGGAAUUGGUGUUGGGGUGGCUCUUGUGGUGAUAAUUUUGGGCUUGCUAGGUCUAUGGCUUUAUAAGCGCCACCGGUCCAAGGAGCGCAGUGUCCUAAAGAGAGACACGCACCCGGAUCCAGACCUAGGCAACUACGGCAAUACAAACGACACCUCUGGAACCUAUGAUCACGACAACUUUAACCCUGAAACCUUUGGUUCCAGACGCAAAGCGGAAGCAAAAACGUCCCAGCCUUACGCGAAACCCGAACUCGCUGCAAAUGAACAGCCACACACAGGUGCCCCUCCGACCAAGCAUGAGAUGGGAAUAGAACCACCAAAAAUGUACGGAUCUUCUCCUGAAUCUGUCCCGGCCUGGACAUCGACAGGCUCCACGUUGACCGAAGGAAGUGACGGGAAACAAGUCCUACAGUCAGAGAAAUCAAUUUCACCACUCCCAGAGCCAACGUUACCGCCGCUCAAUUACCCAGUCGUGGCCGGGUCUGGUUCAGAAAAGAUCCCGGUCGACCCAUCCGGGCGGCCGGAAGUGGCGCAGAUGGCUUCAACAUCCUCAACGGAUAUCAAUGUCCUGAAAGCACAGGAACGUGAGAUGGCGGAAGCCCUUGAGUCGGACGAAUCAUUAAGACGGCUGAAGGCAGAACACGCGGCUUUGCAACAAAGAAUCGCGGUUGCUGAGAUGCAGGCUGCAGAGAAAAGGAAACGUCAAGCCCUUGGACAGGGCGGUCAUUAG
This is a messenger RNA of Rhinocladiella mackenziei CBS 650.93, 1068 nucleotides long. RefSeq lists its product as uncharacterized. Lineage: Eukaryota; Fungi; Ascomycota; Eurotiomycetes; Chaetothyriales; Herpotrichiellaceae. The transcript has 2 exons. The record is from RefSeq and is a predicted model, not a curated record. The coding region runs from base 1 to 1068 and encodes 355 amino acids.